This is a messenger RNA of Diuraphis noxia (Russian wheat aphid), 2286 nucleotides long. RefSeq lists its product as uncharacterized. The record is from RefSeq and is a predicted model, not a curated record. Lineage: Eukaryota; Metazoa; Arthropoda; Insecta; Hemiptera; Aphididae.
AUGAGUCAAAGGCCAUCUUCAAAAAAUGCAUGCACACAAGGAAAACCAAUGACUAGAAGUUCGGAAUCUAAUAGACGGCCACAGGCAACCAGCUGUAGAGUUAUCGAACCUAUCCAAGAAGAAUGUGACGAUAAUAACGAUUCACAAAUAAACGAAGAUCAAAGUUGUCCAUACGAGGAUCAAGAACCAAGGUAUGAUCCCAAAGAGCUUCGUGAUGCUGUUAGAAUACUUAAUCCAUUUGUUAGACUAAUUAAAGACACUAAUAAUCCGUAUGCUAGAAUAGUAGCUCGAGAGGUAUGCAAAACUUUUUAUCGUUUGUUCCAUCCAAAUAAACAUCCCAUAGACGUUAUGAAAACCAUUAAUUGGAGAGCUAAGACUGUAAGAACCCAACAGCUGUGGAGUGAAUUUUGGCUCUACGUUCCCGGGUCUAAAGUUGAAGAAUGGGUAUCGUUACGUGAACUUGUUAAGAAUGAUAACCUCAUAGACUUUAGUGACUAUUGUAAUCCAUGUCAAACGCAAACUGAUAAUCGCAAUUCACAAGUUGAUGAACAACAAUGCCCCCUAAAUCAAUUGUUUAUUAAUGAAAAUUCUAGCGUUCAACAGCGUUCAACGCCUUGCCGACAAAAUCGAUGCGCUCAGGGAACUCAGAAAACUCAGAGAAAUUCUCCUGAGCAUUUAAAUUUUGAAGAAAUGUGUGAUUUUGUUUCACACCCAAGCUUAUACGACGUUAGUCCUCCACCUAUGAUGGAUUUCGAACAUCAAUCCGCUGGUUCUGAUAAUCUACCGUGUGGUGCACAUAAUUCUAAAUCAAAAGUUUCAAGAAGAAUUUUUGAAAACUUUCAAAGUACUUUUAACCAAAAUAAAAAUUCGUUUGAAUUGGAUUCAAAACAGCGCCGUGAGCAAAUAUUUGGGAACCAGUGUCGGUUGGAACGACUUGACGAAUCGACAAGUAAAAAGUGUAGUGUUGGUUUUGAAGAUGUUAUAAGUGAAAUAAAAAUAAUAAAUGGUACCUCGCAAUGCAAACGUCAACCUGCAGGAAAUGACUUUUAUUUUCCGCACAGUGUACCUGGCUGCAGUAAUGACCCGACGUGUAUGGCUCAGCCUAAUCAUGGAACUGAUAAGGCACAACUCGAAUAUUACAGAAUAACUGCGAACACACCGUCCCCUCAACGAAUUCAAAACAACACAAGUCAGCCUUUGCCAAAAACACCAGUUGAACCAGAGCUUAGAACAAAUGCUCUACAGUAUUCUGUAACUGAAAACGACGAAGUCUGUAAUGACUCAGAUUCCGUCGAAAGUGUAAAAAGUAUACAGCAGAUAGUAUGCAAAUCAAAUUUAGUGGCCAAUGCAUUUACUAAUUUGUCAUUAGCAAAAAAAGACCUUAAAAAAAAAACAGAAGCUUUUAAUAUGUUAACACGACAUUAUUUACAUUUUGUAUCGAACCCAAUAGAAGUAGACCCUCCGUGUGAAAACAGCCCGACUGCCAAGAUGAUCCUGCAGGCCAUCUAUAAAAAUCCACCAAAAAUCAUUAAACCAUUCAAUGACUGUGAAUGGAACGAUAAUGCUUUUCACGACAAAGAUUUCAUUCGAUUACUCCCGUUUUAUGAAAGCGUACACAAUCAAUUAGAAUAUAUUUCAAAAAAACAGCGAGAUUACGGUAUAAAUAUGCUAGAUGACAUUAUGUCCACUCUUUAUCAUAUACACUACGAUCUGGGUGAUCCAAGGCUCAAAAACGAUAUGCUUGUAGAACACGUCAAACUAAUUACAAGAAAUACAUGGGAAUCAUAUUUUUAUAAAGAUAAAAAAAUGCCCACCAUUCCUGAAAAAACGCAAGAAAAUUAUGAACCAAGUCCACAGAAUACUCCACAACAACCGUCUCCAAUACAACCUAGUCCAGUACAACGAUCGUGUCCGAGACAAGUUGGUCCGAAGCCGUCAAAUCGGAGACCCUCUAAUGUUCGAAAACCAGUUUCAAAUUUAUCAAAUCCUUCAGGACAAUCUAACGGUGAACGACCACGUUCAAGUAAUGCACCGAAUCCUAAUGUCAAUGGAAGACCGGGGCCGACGUAUAACCAAAGAACGGUUGACGGUCCCCAAGAAGCUUGCAAUCCUCCUGCUGAAAAUAAAAGAACUUUUCUACGCAGAAGUCGUCCAAGUGGUGCGCCAAAAGGCUGGGCUCCAAAAUUGAAACAGGCAGAUCGACCAGAUUCUUUGCCGGCUUUUAAGGCGAAACCUCUGCCAAAAUUUGUACGCGAUAGAUUAAAUAAUCGAGAUGAGGCGUGUUAA